UUCGCUAAAGUAUAAAAGCAAAAACGGAAAGAGGUCUUAAAACCCUAAACCCUACUCAGCAAAGUCUGGGUUCUGUUCUAAUAUCAGAAGCCCAACCAAACUCAUUACUUCUCUCACUAACUCAUAAGCGGUACCCUAGAAAGAUCAUCAACCUCCUUCGCUGACUGAUCGACUGACCGGAGAGGAGGAUUUCCGUUGGCGGACUCGGGUUCAUUAAAACAAUUACUUCACUCACAGGUACGCCGGAAAAAAACAAUCACUUCAUUCACAGGUACGCCGGAAAAACAAUUACUUCAGGUACGUCGGAAAAACAAUUACUUCAUUCACAGGUACGCGCUAAUGAGGAUUGUUUCCGGAACAAAUAACGUUAUAUAGCCUUAUAUAUGUAAAAUUAAUAGGUAAGAUAUUGUUACAGUUAGUUAACAAUAUAUUUUGAGUUUUAGAAUGGCUAUGGAUAAGAGUUUCAGUCUAGAAUCUGCGUUGGAAAGGUUUCUUGCCCGCUGCCCAAAGCUUCUAUCUGUUCAACGGUUUGCUAAGUAUGCUAAAGAGGGAUAUAAAGUGACAGAAGAUGAGGUGGUGAGACUGUUGGCAGAGGUGUUCCUGCUGCCAAAUUACACAAUUCUGCUGAUGGGUUGUUUCCGCCCAAUAGUGAGAAUAAUUGUGGACAAAGCUGUAUGGUUGAUCCGGCUUGUCCCCAAUUUAAGGUCUAAUUCUAAUGAAGAGGCUGUAAAUUUUGACAUAGACAGAAUAUUAAUAGAACAUUCCGUUAUUGAGUUCUAUAAUAGUAUUGGGAAGGGUUUGGAUCUCCACGAGCUUGCUUGCCUCGCCUUCUGUCGUGCUCUUGAUUUGGAUCCUUCUUUAUCAGGGUCCGUAUUAAGUUAUUUUGAAUUUGCUCCUCCUCCAUUUCAACGCAUUUUGGUGGGACAGCCAAUCUCUGAGCUCUGUGUUAAGGCUGGAAGUCAUGUGCUACUGGCUGUCAGGGCAUCUUAUCGACUCCUCUUAAUGAACUUCGAUGAUUUUUCUAAACUUUGGGAUUGGUCCUGUUUUUUGGACCUUGUUAAACAAUUAACAAAUCCUGAAAUGAGCAGCUGUGCUGAAAGUGUAGAGAUUCUCUCGGAUAUGUGCAGCUGUAAUGAAAACGUGGAAGUGGUCUGCGAUCUUUGCAGAUGCACUGAACGAGUGGAGAUUGUUACAGAUAUAAAAUGGUGUGCAAUAAAGAUACUGUCAUUUGUUCUCAAAUUAAGUGAUAGAGCGACAGAAAAGCUAGGAAUUGGAAAAGAAGAAUCUUUUUUUUGUUACUUGAGAUGGGAGAAAUUCUGCCAGGAUGUCUCAUUGGAGAAGGCUGGCUGGUACAUUAGUGGAUCAUCUAGACCAAAUACGUUGGAGAGGUCUGAUUUUUGUCUGAAAAGCAGUGUGAAGGUUUUUGGAUUGGAUCCUGAGCCUAUUUGUUCCUCACAAGUUUCGUUUAAAGAGCCACCAAUUAGGAUUCAACGGCUAGCUUGGGAUCAUGCAUCAUCUUCUGGAAACCCAUUUGUUUUAACAUCAGCGGUGCAGAAAACUUUUGAAACAGUAUCAUUGGCAGUAAGUCAAAAGUGGCCAGUGCUCUUGUAUGGUCCUAGUGGUAGCGGAAAAACCUCUCUUAUUAGCAAGUUGGCCCACCUGAACAGUGAAAGACAAGUUGUAUCUAUACCUAUGGAUGAUCAGAUUGAUGGAAAAACAUUACUUGGAAGUUACGUUUGCACAGAACGACCUGGUGAAUUUAGAUGGCAACCAGGGACUCUUAGCCAGGCCAUUGUAAAUGGAUACUGGGUUGUUUUUGAGGAUAUUGACAAAGCACCCUCUGAUGUGCAUGCUAUCUUAUUACCUCUAUUGGAGGGCACAAACUCAUAUAUAACUGGGCAUGGAGAGGAGAUACGGGUUGCAGAAAAUUUUCGAUUAUUUUCGACCAUUUCAACAUCAAAACUUGAAGUAUCUAGUAUUAUUAAAGGGGGAAAUUCGAUUUCUGUAUUUUGGAGGACAGCAAUGCUUGGACCACCAAAAGUUGAGGACCUGAAAAAAAUAGUAAAGGAAAGUUACCCAAAUCUGGAACCUAUUGCUGAGAAGCUUGUAGAAACAUUUGAUAGGGUGAAAUCUUCUCCAUAUGAUCAACUUGAGGGAGUUCAGUACGAGAAUUCGGAUUCUGCUGGAUACCUAAGCAGGUUUUCGUUAAGGGAUCUACUUAAAUGGUGCAAGCGCAUAGCAGGGCUAGGCUUUAGCUUUGAUAUGAAUUGUGCAUCACUGUCAGCUCACGAGUGUCACUGCAUCUAUCAAGAGGCUGUUGAAAUAUUUGCUGCCUCGUCAACUUCAGUUGAACAUCGCUUGACUAUAAGGAAGGAUAUUGCCCGGAUGUGGCAAGUGCCGCCAAGUACUGCUGGAGAUACCUUGUAUUCUGCUGAUAAACCUAUAAUUCAGGAUUCACUUACUGAUAUAAAAAUUGGCCGAGUUUCUCUCCAACGCACUCAAACUUCUAUGCGUGCAAAAAGAAAAUCUUUUGUUGAGAUCCGAAGUUCUCUUACUUUGCUUGAGAGACUAGCUGCGUCAGUUAAAUUUAAUGAGCCUGUCCUCAUGGUUGGUGAAACUGGCACGGGAAAGACUACACUAGUACAGGAUCUUGCCCUGAGGCUUGGUCAGAAACUAACAGUUCUGAAUUUGAGUCAGCAAAGUGAUGUUGCUGAUUUAUUAGGUGGAUUUAAACCUAUGGAUGCUCAGUUUAUAUGCUUUCCCCUGUAUAAGGAGUUUUUAGACCUCUUCGUGGAGAAAAAAUCUAUCAAGGCAAAUCAUGCAUUUUUUGCCCUUUUGCAAAAGAAUCUCGCCAAAAAAAAAUGGAUAUCGGUUAUAAAAGGGCUUCGACACGGUGUUAAAUUUCUCCAAGAUGACAGAUCAACUAAAAGUGGAAGAAAGCGACAGAAGACAGAAGAGGAUGAACUUCGAUUAGAGAAUUUAUCUGGAAAGCUUGAAAUGGUCGAGGAUCAAUUAGAUGGUUCAUCUGGAAUUAUAUUUUCAUUUGUAGAGGGGGCUUUUGUAAAUGCGUUGAAAAGUGGUGAAUGGAUUUUGCUUGAUGAGGUGAAUUUGGCUCCUCCCGAGACUCUGCAGAGAGUUGUUGGUGUUCUUGAUGGAGACAGUGGUUCACUUUGUUUAACUGAAAGAGGGGAUAUUAGCUGUGUACGUCGACAUCCUAAUUUUCGUUUGUUUGCUUGUAUGAAUCCUGCAACUGAUGCUGGGAAGAGGGAUCUUCCGUUCUCUUUACGGAGCAGAUUUACUGAAUAUUUUGUUGAUGACGUCUCAGAUGAUGAAGAUCUCACUCUCUUUGUCAAUAAAUUUUUGGGUGACAGCGUAUCAAAUCCAGAAUUGGUGAAAAAUAUUGUGUCUUUUUAUAAGGAAGCAAAAGUAGACGCUGAAGAAAGACUGCAGGAUGGAGCUAAUCAAAAGCCACAAUAUAGUUUAAGGUCAUUGUACCGUGCUCUAGAAUAUACAAGGAAGGCCAAAAAAACUUUUGGGUUUCAGAAAGCUUUGUACGAUGGAUUUUGUAUGUUUUUCCAGACUUUGUUGGAUAGACCUAGUGCCAUGCUGAUGGAUAAGAAGAUAUUGUCUAAAUUGAUGGCAGGAAAAAAGAUUCCACAUGUACCUUUUGAUGAUUAUUUGGUAUCUAAAGUUGAUAAAGCUGAUAGCUUUACAGAGAAUUAUAUCUUAACUAAGAGUGUCAGGGAAAAUCUAAGUAUUGUGGCCCGUGCUAUUUUGGUAAAAAGAUAUCCUGUACUCCUGCAGGGACCCACAUCUAGUGGGAAAACUAGCCUUGUUCGGUAUCUUGCAGCUAUAACUGGUCACGAGUUUGUUCGAAUUAAUAAUCAUGAACACACUGAUUUGCAGGAGUAUCUAGGUACUUAUAUAACUGAUGCUGGGGGGAAACUUGUAUUUCAUGAAGGUGUAUUGGUUAGGGCUGUAAGAAAUGGUUGUUGGAUUGUUCUGGAUGAGCUAAACUUGGCUCCAUCUGAUGUGCUUGAGGCAUUGAAUCGAUUGUUAGAUGACAACAGAGAACUUUUUGUGCCUGAAUUGCAAGAAACUAUUAGAGCACAUCCAGAUUUUAUGCUUUUUGCUACUCAGAAUCCACCUACUGUCUAUGGUGGCCGAAAAAUGCUUUCCCGAGCAUUUAGGAAUCGUUUUGUGGAGAUCCAUGUGGAUGAAAUUCCAGAAAAUGAGUUAAGCACCAUAAUAACAGGAAGGUGUAAGAUUCCAGAAAGUUAUGCUAAGAAAAUGGUUGAUGUCAUGAAGGAGUUGCAAUUGAAUAGGCAGAGAAGCAAGGUGUUUGCUGGAAAACAUGGUUACAUAACUCCACGUGACUUGUUUCGCUGGGCUGAUCGUUUUAGAAUAGGUCAGGGUUGUUCUUAUGAUGAUCUGGCAAGAGAUGGCUAUUAUCUUUUGGCAGAGAGGCUACGUGAAGAAGGAGAGAAAUCUGUUAUCCGUGAAGUUUUGGAGAAACAUCUACGUGUUAAACUAGUUGAAAUCGACUUGUAUAAGGUUCCUGGUGUUUCUAAUGGAGUUGGAGUCGUGAACAAUGUUCAAUGUGUUAGUUGGAGUAAAAGUAUGGAGAGACUGUACUUUCUUGUGGAGCGUUGCUACAAAAUGAAGGAGCCUGUACUUCUCAUUGGCGAAACUGGGGGAGGGAAGACAACUGUCUGUCAAUUGCUGAGUAAUCGUUUGGGAUUAAAAUUGCAUAUAUUGAACUGCCAUCAGUAUACAGAAACCUCUGAUUUUCUUGGGGGGUUUUACCCUAUUCGAGAGAGAUCAAAAUUGAUGUCUGAAUAUAAGAAGAUAGUUGAAGAAUUGGUCAUACCUGAUGCUUUUAGCUGUUGCGACCAAGUUCCUAUUAUUUCUUCAGACAUAAGUGAGGCCUCUGCAACUCUGUCCCUGUUGCAAGCGAUGAUAGAAAAGUACAAACAAGGUUCAAUUUCAUGUCCCAGUGUCACUGAUCAACAUAUGAUGGAGACUCUGGAAGUAAUGUUGAUAGAACUCUCUGAGCUGCAUCAGAAGUGGCAAACAAUUUUCAUGUGGCAAGAUGGGCCUCUUGUUCAUGCAAUGAAAGGGGGUGAUCUAUUUCUAGUAGAUGAGAUUUGCUUGGCUGAUGAUAGUGUACUUGAAAGAUUAAAUAGUGUCUUGGAGCCAGAAAGAACAUUGUCUUUGGCAGAAAAAGGGGGAUCAGAUCUGGAGAAGAUUGUUGCUGAUGAUAAAUUCUUACUACUUGCAACUAUGAAUCCUGGUGGUGAUUUUGGCAAGAAGGAACUGUCUCCAGCUCUUCGUAAUCGUUUUACUGAGAUAUGGGUUCCACCUGUUUAUGACAUAAAUGAGCUUAGAACUAUUGCUUUGCAAAGGGUGUUACCGAAUUUCUCAUGCAUUGUGGAUCCCAUGUUGAUCUUUUGGGAAUGGUUCAGCCAUUUACAGAUUGGGAGAAUGCUCACUAUCAGAGAUUUGCUUUCCUGGGUUGAAUUUGUUAAUGUGACAGGAAGCAGAUUAGGAGCUGAGUAUGCAUGCAUUCAUGGAGUGUUCCUUGUUUUGCUUGACGGAUUAAGCUUAGGGAGUGGAAUAGCCAAAACAGAUGCUGGAGAGUUGAGGAAGCAAUGUUUGUCUUUCCUUUUGGAACAAAUGAAGGUGGACAAGGCUAAUUCAAUGUACUCAAAACUUUCAAGAAUGCAAAAUUAUGGCUGGGGAGAACUUAAUACAAUUGGUGAUGUUUCCCUAUGUGACAAUAUGUUUGGAGCUGAUUCUUUUUAUAUUCAAGAAGGUUCUGAAUGCUGUGAAGAUAAUGAAUUUAAGUUUUCGGCACCAACCACUUGCAGAAAUGCGUUGCGUGUAAUGCGUGCUAUGCAGCUCUCAAAACCUGUUCUCCUGGAAGGUAGUCCAGGUGUUGGGAAGACUAGUUUAAUUGUUGCCUUGGGCAAACUUCAUGGGCACAAAGUUGUACGGAUAAACUUUUCUGAGCAGACUGAUUUAAUGGACUUGUUGGGGUCAGACUUACCUGUUGAGAGUGAUGAUGGAAUGAAGUUUGCUUGGUCAGAUGGAAUCUUGUUACAAGCUUUAAAGGAAGGUUGCUGGGUAUUGCUUGAUGAGCUUAAUCUUGCUCCGCAAUCUGUAUUAGAGGGUCUGAAUGCUAUUUUGGAUCAUCGAGCGGAGGUGUUUAUCCCAGAGCUUGGUCUUACAUUCAAGUGUCCAUCAUCCUUUAGAAUCUUUGCUUGUCAAAAUCCUUCUUAUCAAGGGUGUGGCAGAAAGGGCCUUCCUAAAUCUUUUCUCAACCGUUUUACUAAGGUUUAUGUUGAUGAGUUGGUUGAAGAAGACUACGAUUCAAUCUGUAGUUUACGUUUUCCAAAUAUACCUAGUUCACUGCUUAAAAAUUUGAUUUUAUUUAAUAAACGGUUGUAUGAGGACACCAUGUUGCAUCAUAAAUUUGCUCAGGAAGGUUCUCCUUGGGAGUUCAAUCUACGAGAUGUGUUCCGAUCAUGUGAAAUUAUAUAUGGUGCACCGGACAAGUCAAAAGAGUAUUGCUUCCUUAACACUGUUUACCUUCAAAGAAUGCGCACAGAAGACGACCGCAGACAAGUGCUACAUCUAUACGAGGAGAUUUUCAAAGUAAAGCCAUAUAUAAAUCCUUCGCCACGAGUCCAACUCAAUUCACAAUACUUGAUAGUUGGCAAUACUUCCAUUGAAAGGAAGGGUGUUCAGUCAUCUAAAGUUUCUAGUGAUUCACUAAAAGUUUUGCCAGCAGUUCGUCAAAGUUUGGAAGCUGUGGCACAAUGUAUGAAGCAUCAAUGGCUGUGUAUUUUAGUUGGACCAACGUCAUCCGGUAAGACCUCCUUGAUUAGGUUACUAGCAGAGCUCACUGGCAAUGUACUAAAUGAAUUACAUCUAUCAUCUGGUACGGAUAUCUCUGAAAUACUUGGAUGUUUUGAGCAAUAUAAUGCCAUCCGGAAUUUUCGCUUUGUUGUUAGUCUAGUAGAGUGCUAUAUGAAUGAAUAUUGCGGUUCAAGCUUGGAGUACUUGCAGAAUACUUUAAUAAGUGAAGGAGGGUUUAUCUCCAAAUGGUUUUUUUUCUUAGCCAGUAUAAAUCAUGACGUUUUGUCAUGCUUUACUUCUAGUAUUGAGGAAGAUAGGAAAAGGCUUGUCAAUUCUCUUACUCUGCUGGAUGAGAUUAUAGAACAACUCAAAUUGGUUAUGGAAGAAAGCGCUCUAUCACUAUCCUGGUCUAGCAGAGAACUUGACAGAGCCACAAGGAUAGUUUCCAAGUUACGAGAGUGUCUUCAGAAAAGGUUGUUUUCAGCAAAAUUUGAAUGGGUUUCUGGGCAGCUAGUGAAGGCGAUAGACCGUGGAGAAUGGAUUGUACUUGAGAAUGCGAAUUGUUGUAAUCCAACGGUUCUUGAUAGGAUAAACUCCUUGGUUGAGCCAUUGGGAUCGAUUACAAUCAAUGAGUGUGGUAUUGUUGAUGGCAAACCAGUUAUUCUCCAUCCCCACCCUAACUUUCGUAUGUUCCUCACGGUUAAUCCAACUUACGGUGAAGUUUCUCGAGCUAUGCGAAACAGAGGAAUUGAAAUAUUUUUGAUGCAGCCUUGUUGGCUACCUGAUCAAUCCAUUGGUUUUGGUUGUGAUGAAUUUGAACUAAAAGAUGUACACAGAUUCCUUUCCUUGUCUGGUAUUCCCACUGAAAGUUUGGUGCAAGUAAUGGCCAAAUCACACCUUUAUGCUAGAAAGGAAGGCUUACGCUUCAAUAUUUCAAUAACAUAUCUUGAGCUUUCCCGUUGGGUCCAGUUGUUUCAGCAACUUUUAAUGGAUGGUAAUCAGCCUAUCUGGAGCCUUCAGUUGAGUUGGGAGUAUGUUUAUAUAUCAUCACUUGGUGAGGCUAAUGCCAAUAUUGUUUGUCAUGCAAAACAUACUUACUUAUCUAUUACUGGAUUUUCCGACUCUUCCUUGUUGGAUUCACCUCUGUGUGUGCCUGGAGGAUGGCCAAUGCCUCUGAAGUUGAGAGAUUUUGUUUUGUACCCAAGAGAAAGUACCGUAAAGCAAAAUUGCAUGUAUCUUUCCUUCUUGGCAGCUCAGUAUUUGUCAUGCAAAGUAAGAGAGGAAGGCUGUGCUUUGUACCAGGAUUCAACUGCUAGUGACUAUGGAGAACCUGUCCUGAUGGAUGUGAAGAAGCUACAUCAAAUUAUGUUACCUUGUGAUCCAAAUUUGACUACUUCAAGCUCUAGCAGUUCUGAUGUUGAAUUGGCCAAAUCAAAGUUGUUGUUUGCUGCCGAAUGGGUAAUAGAACAGUCCAAUGAGGAUGAUCUAAGGUUGUAUCUUCUAUGGUUUAGAACGUUUAGCUCUCGGUGCCAUGUCUUAUCUGAGUUCUCUAAUUUAGUUGAAGGGGUUAUGAAGCAUCCUAUUUGGAAGUAUAUGGUCGACUGCUACCUUAAGUGUACUCCAUAUCUAAUAGAUGAUGUUGAAAAGUUUCCAACACCAAUUCUAUCAACUGAGUUGGUUGAUGAGGUCUUGCCGAGUAGUGAAAACACAAAGUUCCUGUGUAAUGCUAUUAAAUGUGUGGGUCCUUUGAAGCUUACCUAUAGACAGCUAGGUGAUGAGUGCAAAAACUUUGACAACAAGGUAAUUCGUGGCUUCAAGCCAUUACUGGAAUUACUGCGGAGUUUUGAGGAGGACUUCCUCAAGAAGCUUGUUGAUCCAUCUUUCAUGCUUGUUGAGUCUCCAUCAUUUGAUAUUCUUAUUCAAAUGUUUUCUAAUGUUCUGGAGAACCACAUAGAUUUCUGGAAUAAUAUUGAAAAAUAUUCAAGUAAUGGAGAAAGGUCAAAGAACACUGAAGAAGACAUGGGAAAGCUGCUAAUUUCUUGGCGUUUGUUGCUGAGAAAUGCUGCAAAAUUGAAAGGAAUUUGUUCAGAAGCAUUUAAUCGGUUGCUGGACGAGAGUAAGAAGCUGGAAAAGGUUUAUUCUUGGCGAUUUCAUUCAGAGAAAUCCUUAUUGUGGGUUUAUGGUGGUCAUCCAAAUUUGCCGUCAUCUGCUCUUUUAUUUGCGAAGCAGCAAGAGCUUCUGAAAUUUUGCGAGUCAUGCUGGCCAACAGAGACAAGGUCGUUAAGGGAAAGAUCAUUAAAACCAGUGGAUCAUCGUUGGAUUGAAACUGUUGCAUCAUCGAAUUCCACACUUCGUUUCCUUGUAAUGGAAGGUGUUUCCAUGUUGUACUGUUAUGAGGAGGAGCUCCAUGUUGUCAUGCAUCUGGAUGAAAUGUCUGAGUUUAUGCAAAAGCUUGGGAAAUGGUUUGAACAAGCAAAAUCAAAUUUAGAGAAGCACUUGCAGCAUAACAAGCUUGAUGUUUCUGGAGCAAAUUCAUCUACUUUUUGUUCAUUCUCCAAUGAGAUAUUGUGUCAAAAAUCCGGUUUUGAUAGCUGGCGGUGCACUCUUCCUUUUGUUGACACUACAAGCUUCUACUUGGAUAUGGAGCUGCUUCAGGAGCUAUCAUCCGCCCAUUUGGCUGAUUCAAGGGAGUUACAGCUGGAUUGGACUAGCGUAUCUAAUCGCCUGAAGGCUACCUUGAACUUUUCGUUAGUCUUCUCAUCAAGGCCCCCGCAAAUGUUUUUGCCACAUCAAAAAAUGUUAUCAAUACUUGAUACAUGGACCUCAGUUGAUGCAGUUAAUGCAAAGGUUGCGACCUUUGUGCUUGAGAUGUGGUUUAGGUGGCAUCAGUUUUUAUGGAUUUAUUGCCCGAUUUCUAUCAAGGAGUUUUCAUCUCAAGGAAUUCCAGUUCCCGAUUCUUUCCAAACAGAAGAUAUUCCAAUACCCGAUGCUUCCCAGAAAAAAUGUAUUUCGUUGCCUGAGAUGCUGUUUCAGCCUGUAAUGAUGAAUACAGUUUUCCAAAUAUUGCAAAGUACCACGGCUAUCAAAGAUUAUUUUUCGGGCUCUUUAAAGCUCAAAGUUGCAUCAUGUAAUCUCUGGCGAAGCCUUUUACCUGGAUCGGACUUGCCUACUUUUCUUUUAUCUGCUGUUCGAGAUCUUUUUGAGCAGAUUAUAGUUGCACACCAGAAAGCUUUUGAUGCUGUUGUUUUCGAACAAAUAAAGUCUAAUCUCUGUGAUCUCCGAACAAGUAUGAUUGAGAAUGGAAGUCUGAAGCUUGAAAAGCUCCAGUCCCUCAGAUCCCUUAUUCUGUCUUCAAGCCAUAAUGGGCUGAAAAUGUCAUUGGAGAAGUUUAUUGCACCACUGCUCAUGGAGCUAUAUCGUGAUUGCUUAUCCACUGACUGCAUCUCUAAUGCUGGCCCUGCUUGGCUACGCCUUGGGGUUUUACGUUUGAAUCUAUUGCUUUGCUGUGAUGAUUUGGAUCCAGCUAUGAAAUACCAUUAUAAGGAUUCACAGCUGUCUGACAAGAUAUCCUCCUGUAAUCUUGAAAUUCAGGUGCGACGGGAAUGCAACUCUUUAGCUGGAUGGCUUUCAACAAGAGAAGCUGAUAAAAAACAAGUGCAAACUUUGGGAAACCUUGAAAAGGAAAAGAGAAGACUGCAAAGAAAGAUUGUGUUUCGCUCCGACUAUAGAAAGUUUAAAAACUUAAAACAUCGGUGCAAUGAGUUUCUUGCGCAUGCCUUAUCCAAAUCAUCAGAGUUUUUAUGGAGUGAUAUUGACACCAUGAGCUUAGAGCAGAUUCCUGACAAAGGGUAUAACUGGCAGAAUACAGCGACUGCUUUCAUUGAAAAGUUAUCAGACGACUACCCAGAAUACAUUGAUUUUGUACAACCUGUCCAAGUUGCAGUAUAUGAAAUGAAGUUGGGUUUCUCCUUAGUUGUUUCUAGUCUCAUGCAGAAAAAAGCUUUGACUACCAUAAAAGAAAAAAGUAGCUCAAGUAGAGUUAAUCCAUGCAAAAUAAAUGUGGUUACGGAUUCGAUUUAUACAUUUAUGAGAUUUCCUUUGGCUUCUUCUCCACAAACUGUAUCUAUCAAUCUGAAUAGAGAGCUGCCUGAGUUUCCACCUUACAAAGUAGAAGUCUCAGCAGAUUUCUGUGCUGCUGAUAUGGACGUACUAAAAGAGCUAGUUUCUUUUUCAUGUGAUGCUGUUACUACUAAUGAAACGAUCUCUCGUACACACCUGGAGGCUUCUCUGUAUCAGAAUAUUCUUUUCCGGACAGCACACUUUGUAUCUUGUACACAGAUGAUUGACUCUGCAUCCUUUAUGAUCUUGGAUAGUUCUUUUGGAAAGCUCACAGAUUUUUGGACGUCCAUGAAAUUUCAACAAGCUAAAACUAGAGAAGAACAAUCUCAGCAGUACAAGUUCAGGACUCGUGCAUUUAAGAUUGCUAGUAUUUUCGAACUUGAUAUAUCGAAUCUUGAGAAGUCUUUUGAAGGUGGGAGUUCUUCCGAGAUGAAGGAAUUCUUUUCCGAAUGGAAGGAAUCUGUGUCUGAUGAUCAACAUGUUGAAAAGCAGGAGGAUGCUUCUAAUGAACAAGAUAAUUCAGAUGAAGAAUGUAAUCCCUUGGAGGAAUCCGUUUUGAACAAUGUAGUCCAUAUUCACAACCAGCUUUUUGGGAUAAAUAGCCUUAUCAUAAAUUCGGGUGCUUAUCAAAUCUCUGACGAAGAUCGAUUUCUUUCUUUCAUUGACUCGUACACCAUUGGGACAAGGAUUGUUAGAGGCUUAGAAGGUUCAUUGUUGUGCAAUUUGGAUGCCCGUUUAGCUCCAGAGCAUUUACUACGUCUUUGUUUGGAGCACAAGCAGAAGUUUGUUCCAUCUCACAAGGCUGCCUGCAGAUAUAACUUCUAUAAGGAUUCAAAUGCUUUGGAGAUGUCGAAAAUGGUGAAAUUACUCCAGCUUUUACAAGAGCGACUUUAUUCUCUUUUAAAAGAAUGGGAAGAUCAUCAUGAACUUCGGAAGAUCUUAAAUGUGAUUUUGGCGCUCUUGAAUAUUCCAGUGACCACACCACUGGCUAAGGUGCUGACAGGAUUGCAGCUUCUAGUUAAUAGUCUUCAGUUACUUCAAGAAAAUGGUUCAAAAUUUCCAAUCUUUGAUCAACUGGAGGAUAUUCGUAUUCUGGUGGAGUCAUGGCAAAAGUUGGAGUUUGGGUCGUGGCCAGUUUUGCUUGAUGAGGUGUUGCAUCAAUAUGAUCUCAACGCAGGAAAGUUGUGGUUUCCUCUUUAUCCAAUUCUUUUGAAGCAGAGCAGUUCUGGUAUGAAUAAUAAUAUCCUAAGCUUGGAGGAUUUAAUCCAAACAUCCAGCAUUGGUGAAUUUAGAAGACGCCUUCAGCUUCUCUUUGCUUUCCUUGGUCAGACACAUAUGGGUUCAUGUGUAAACUUUUAUUCAAGCUCGUUUGUGAUGGAAAAUCUGAAGAUUCUAUACAACGUUUUUGGCUUUUAUGUGCAAUUUUUACCACGAGUUUCUGAGCACAUAGAACAUACCAGAAAAGGUAUAAAGGAGGAGCUGAAGCAACUUCCGAAACUAUGUUCAUGGGGCAUUAAUAACUCAAAGAAGACGAGGCAGAGAUUUAAGAAGCUCAUACAGAAGUAUGAUGAUUUUCUGCAACAGCCUGUGAUGCUUUUUAUUAACAAGGAUGCAGAGCAGAAAAAAGGAAAAUUUCAAGCAGCACAUAGUGAAAAGUUGGUCAGUAGUUGUGCUUCUGAUGCGAUCCUGCCCGAUGAUGAUGACAGGUUUAUAUGGUAUGAUGAUUGGAGAAAGAAAGCAGAUGGUGCUUCUAAAAGUUUGAAGCUUGAGUUACUAUCUGAAGGUGAGAAAUCAAAUGGUGCUUCAAAAAGUCCGAAGACUGAUUUACCACUUAAAGGUAUAAUUAGACGAUGCUCGACUUCCCUUGCCACUAGUCUUUCAUACAAGGAUGCUUGGAGUGCUGUAUUGUGCAAGCUGAACAGAAUUUCUAGAAUUGCUGUUGAUUGUGAUGAACUCUGGAACGAAGCAAACAAGGGUCAACAGAAAAGAAGAGCUUUGUCUGAACUUCUGAAGCUUUUAGAAAGCACUGGACUGUCUAGACAUAAACCUGUGUUUACAGAGGAUCAAGCUAAAUCUUGGUGGUUCCUCGAGCCUUUGCAUGAAUUUUUGCAUUUGUUGCCGGGACAAAAUGGACUGACGCAUGAAGCCUCUAAUGCUGCUUCUGCUAAAAAUAAGUUUGUUGCUGAAUGGGCUGCAACUACUGAAAAUUACUUUAAGAGUGUAGCAUCUGUGCUGCUCCUACAGCAGAUUUGCCUCAACUGCCACAAAGAUAUCACUCGUGACCAGGUUGAUAGGUCAGGCUCUUUUCUCCACCAGCUUAUUGAAAUACAACAAAAGCAGCAUAAUGCUGCUGUUGUUUUCGCUAAGAAUUUGAAGCGUUUUAAAGAUUGCAUUUCUAUUCUGAAAAACUUGUUUUCGAACUGCACCACUACUGAUGGUGGAACUCGCACCAUGUUUUGUAUUGUCCAAAACCAAGAUGUCAUCUUCAGGUGCAUGUGGCAGCAGAAAAAAAUAUUUGAUUGUUUGUGUUCUAUAUCAUAUGAUGAGUUGUUGUUGCUGAGAACAUUUGACAACACACAUUUGGAAACAUGUGACACGGUGAAAGCUGCGUCACAAGGAAUGCUUGCUUUGGUUGAGAAAUUCUUUCCUCGUUUUAAGAAUUCAAAGGAAUUGCUGGAUAAUACUCUUCUUGGCCAAGAUAGAGAUAUUACUAAACUGCCUGCUUCUCCUGAUCUUUUAGUUAUUUCAAAAGAUACGGAAGAAGUGGUAGCGAAUAACUUUCGUUUACUUAUGGAUUUUGAAAAUCAUCUCGCCAUGCAUAGGGAGGAUGCAAAUAGAAGCUCUGUUAAAACAACUUUGCUCGGGCAUUUUCAGGAAGUGCUAAAGAAGGGAAAAAUAGUGGAAGAGGAAUUCAAAUUGGCAACAAAAGAGAAAAUUGAAAAUGCUUCAAGUGAGAUACACGAAGAGUACACAUCCGACAGAAUCUUUUCUGAACUUGAAGCUGAAUUUCUUCUUGCUAUUAAAAGUGCAUUUGAGCAUAUUAAGGAGGCAAUGGAAAAUUAUAGCGUAGCAGAUGAGUCACUUGGGAGUAUCACCUCUUGGAGAUUUCUAUUCGAGUCAUUAGCUAUGAAUUUGAGCUUCGAACAUUUAUGUAGCCAGCUUCUACGGGUCAUAUCUUGUGCUAAAAAACUGCUGAAUCAGUUCGGGGAUAAGUGUUACAAUGUUUAUGCUCAACUUGAGCACCUGCACUUGUUUUUGGAUCUUAUGUCAAAUUUCGGUGAUGGUCUGUUGCAAGAACAGCUAGACAUGCAUAAAACAGUUUCUGCUGUGAUUUGUGUGCUUGCAGAUGUUCUGGCUUCUUUGUAUUCAAAAGGCUUUGGCAUCUGCAAUGAAGAUCAAGUCGAUGAUGCUUCAUGUGAUUCAUUUCAAGAUGCAAGUGGAACAGGAAUGGGAGAGGGUGAAGGGAAGAAUGAUGUCAGUGAUCAGAUAACUGAUGAAGAUCAGCUUCUUGGGGCAUCUGAUAAGCAAAAUGAAGAACAAGAUGCUUCUGGUGAAGUCCCCAAUAAGAAUGAUAAAGGUAUUGAAAUGGAGCAAGAUUUUGAUGGUAAAUUAUCUGAUGUCAGUGAGGAUUCUGAAGAAGAUAUGGAUGACGAUGGAGAGGAGGAGCAACUAGAAUCUACAAUGGGAGAAACUGGAGUUGAUAGUGAAGUAGUUGAUGAGAAACUGUGGAAUAAGGAGGAGGAUGAAAAUCCAAAUAAUUCAACUGAGAAAUAUGAAUCAGGGCCUUCAGUUAAAGAUGCUGAUAAAAGCUCCCGUGAGCUUAGAGCCAAGGAUGAUUCUUCUCCGACAGCGGACGAAGAUGGGGAGCUCAAUCCUGAAGAUGCUGAUAAACUAGAUGGUGAGACUGGAAAAGAGGACGAUCUUUGUGAUGAUGAUGGGGAUGACAUAGAUGAUGCCAACUUGGACAAAGAAGAAGCAUUUGCAGAUUCUACAGGUUUGAAGCCUGAUGACUUGGAGCAGAGUUUGGAAGAAGAAAUGGACUUGGAUAAAGAGGAUGUCGUAGAUUCUGUAGAAGAUGCAGGUCCUGAAGAGCAGGAGGAACUUACUGAUACUGGAAACUGUGAGGAAGAGAAUCCUUGUCCAGAUGAUGAAGCAAUGGAAGAUGCAGAAACGGGAGACCUGGAUAUGAGUUCUGAAAUGGAGGAACUAGAUAAGGAUCAGGAACAGAAUGCUGAGACGAAUACAUCUGGAUCCAAGAGUGAAAUGUCUGGACUGGGGAUUUCGGACAAUCUUGGUAACAAUGUCCCCAACUCAGAAUCACAAUCUCAACCCAAUGGGGAUUUGCAAGAGUCAGAUUCAAAUAAUAUGGUACCAGAAUCAAACUGGUCAAACAGCAAUGACACUCAUAGCGGACUUGCUCCUUCCAGAGGUUUACCAUCCAGCAAUACCUCUGAGCUGGAUAAAAUGGAUUCUGAGUUAUCAAACAGUAAGCGAGAGACUGGAGAUCAACCACAGACCCAAUUACCUUCCAAUGAGACGUCCUCAGUGCAGAAAAGCCAACCAAAUCCUAAUCGCAGUCGUGGUGAUCCAUACAAGGAGUGGAAAGAAAGAGUGAAAGUAUUUGUUGAUCUCGUGGCAGAUGAAACUGAAGCUCUGGAUGAAAUCCACGAUGAUAAUGCAGAUGAGUUUGGAUAUGUCCCUGAGUCUGAAAUGGGAACAUCCCAAGCAUUAGGUCUUGCAACAACAGAGCAGAUAGACACUAAUGUCAAUAGCAACAAAACCAAUGAAAAUGAACCAACCGCAAAUAAAGAUGACACAACAGAAAUGGAAAUUGAGGAGGAGAAUUCUGAACCUCACCCUGUGAAGAAUGGUUCUUCUUUUUCUAAAAGUAAGAUUGAGGAUAAAAUGACUCCCUCAGAAAUGGAGGUGACUCCUAUGGUAGAAUCUGAUGAAGUUCAAGCUUAUGAUGAUAAUGCCUUAGCAGGCUUAUCUGAUGGUUUGGUGUCUGUCAGAAAGGCUUUCUUCAAUGACGGGGUAGAUCAGCUCAAUAAGCUCUCAAUAAAUGAUGAGGAGUUGGGAAAAGCCCAAGAUCCUGAGGAUACUUCUAUUGAUUCUGUAGCUAACUCUACUGCUCUAUGGAGAAGAUAUGAGUUGCUCACAACAAGGUUGUCUCAGGAGCUAGCUGAGCAGUUGCGACUUGUUAUGGAGCCAACACUGGCUAGUAAGCUCCAAGGUGAUUACAAGACUGGCAAACGGAUAAACAUGAAGAAGGUUAUUCCAUAUAUAGCAAGUCAUUUUCGGAGGGAUAAAAUAUGGCUCAGAAGGACUCGGCCAAACAAGCGUGACUAUCAAGUUGUCAUUGCAGUAGAUGAUUCCCGUAGCAUGUCUGAGAAUUGUUGUGGGAAUGUUGCCCUUGAAGCUUUGGUUGCAGUAUGCCGUGCCAUGUCUCAACUGGAAAUGGGGGAUCUAGCUGUAGCAAGUUUCGGAAAGAAGGGUAAUAUCAGGUUACUUCAUGAUUUCGGUCAGCCCUUUACUGGAGAGGCUGGGGUCAAGAUUGUCUCCAAUUUCACAUUCAAGCAAGAAAAUACAAUUGCUGAUCAGCCAGUGCUUGAUCUGUUGACGUAUUUACAUAAAAAACUGGAUUCAGCAGUUGUUAAAGCAAGACUCCCAUCUGGUCAGAAUCCACUACAGCAGCUUGUUUUAAUUAUUGCAGAUGGACGGUUAACUGAGAAGGAGAAACUGCGGCGCCAGGUCAGGCAUUUUUUGAGUAGGAAGCGUAUGGUUGCAUUUUUGAUACUCGAUAGUCCACAAGACUCUAUUAUGGAUAUCCCGGAAAUAAUAUCUUGGAAAGAUGGACCGCCUUAUCCCAAGUACAUGGAUUCUUUUCCUUUCCCUUACUAUAUUGUUCUAAGAAAUAUUGAGGCACUCCCCAGAACACUUGCUGACUUAUUAAGACAGUGGUUUGAGUUAAUGCAGUAUUCGAAGGAGUAAACUCACUCAGUUCGGCUAAAAAUGUUCAAUUGGUGCGUGGUGAGAUUGCAUCUCUUACCCUAUGUUGGUAAGAGUCGGCCUCAUGAUAGCUUGUCUACACAUGCUGUAGGUUCUUCAUUUUUGACUUAGCCUGAUUAUUAUCAUUCUUUUCAAGUUAUCAUGUAUAUUAUUUAUUCAUUGUAUAUAUCUCAUACCCAAUUUUGUUGAAAUAUUACAUAUUUAAUUUCUCGAGGCCCGUUGGCAAUCUCAUGAUAACAUGUCCAGAAUUUUGAUACAUAUAAAUAUAGUAAAUGCACCUUUUGAUAA
Molecule: messenger RNA, 17277 nt
Organism: Cannabis sativa
Lineage: Eukaryota; Viridiplantae; Streptophyta; Magnoliopsida; Rosales; Cannabaceae
Product: midasin
Exons: 77
Coding region: 445-16971 (5508 amino acids)
Biological process (GO): rRNA processing; ribosomal large subunit assembly
Cellular component (GO): nucleus; preribosome, large subunit precursor
Molecular function (GO): ATP hydrolysis activity; ATP binding
Source: RefSeq, a predicted model, not a curated record